UUCCUAUGUUUAAAGGAGCAGAUCACUAUUUGGGACUUGCGUGACAAAAAAAACAAAACAGCUUUCGUAUCGUGAGAGGCAGUAAAUGGACUGAGCAUUUGCAUGGAUUUUUACGUCAUCUAAAAAAGUUGUAAUGCCAAAUUUAGGAUCAAGGAAGAAAGACAACCCAUCCAGAAUGGACAGCCACAAUGAGGAUCUGCCACAGUUGAGCAAUGAGGAUCAACUGAGCAUCAUGAACAAGGUGAGGAACGGAGAGUGGUCCAUCGAAGACGCUCUGAAGGAAGCCAGGAAGGAAAAGAAGCGGCUUUGCAAACAGAACAGCCAGACUGAAGAGGAACAGCAACCCUCACAGUACAACUUCAGUGUUCACAAGCACAACCGCUACAGGUGGCAGAAGCGGGUUCUUCAAAUUGAUUUUAAAACCAAAAUGCUGUGCAGCAUCGAGAAAGGCAUCAUCAAGCGGCAACUUCUCUUUUCGAUUGUCAAGAGUUGUGAUGAAGGAGUGGGUUCCAGGUUCUCCAUUUCCUUUAAAGGAUAUCAUGAUUAUGAGUUGGAGGCCACUUCAGUGGAAGAAAAAAACAAGAUAAUGCAGCUUGUGAAUCGGAUAAUUUAUGCGAACAUAUACAGUGACCCUGAAGAGUGUAAUGCAGAAACCCCUCAGCAGCCUGAAGCCUCACAGAGUCUUCGUGAAGGCGUCUUGUUGCUGCACAGAGGCGGCUUGGCAUCGUUCAGAUGGGUGAAAUAUAAGGUACAGCUGCGCCCAGGCGAGCUUACAAUGGUCCCCUUUAAGCAACGGGGCCCCGCUGACGGUGAGGGGUCGUCCUCUCCGGCCGUCCCCAUCGUGGUUCACCUUUCGGACGGAGACACCAGAGUACCGAAACCUCACGGCUCCGACACGUUCACCCUGAUCACACACAAGAAUGAGUACCAGUGA
Molecule: messenger RNA, 934 nt
Organism: Notothenia coriiceps (black rockcod)
Lineage: Eukaryota; Metazoa; Chordata; Actinopteri; Perciformes; Nototheniidae
Exons: 6
Coding region: 134-934 (266 amino acids)
Source: RefSeq, a predicted model, not a curated record